Verticillium alfalfae VaMs.102 is the source of this 1353-nucleotide messenger RNA. RefSeq names its product NADPH dehydrogenase. The record is from RefSeq and is a predicted model, not a curated record. Lineage: Eukaryota; Fungi; Ascomycota; Sordariomycetes; Glomerellales; Plectosphaerellaceae. Gene Ontology annotation, molecular function: FMN binding; NADPH dehydrogenase activity; NADP binding. The transcript has 2 exons. Gene Ontology annotation, cellular component: intracellular anatomical structure. Bases 1 to 1353 code for a protein of 450 amino acids.
AUGACGGCAGACAACAAGGUCUCGGCCCCAGGCUACGAGGGCAUCCCGCCAUCUCGGUCGAGGACACCAGCUCUCGUUGAGCGCAAGAAGAUUCCUGCUAGCCUCGAAAACACCCCCGCUAAAGGCGUCCCCUUCUUCACCCCCGAACAGUCGCCGCCUGCCGGCACCGCGCUCAAGGCCGCCAACGGCGAGAUCCCCAAGCUUUUCACACCGCUCAAGAUCCGUGGCGUCGAGCUGCCGAACCGCAUCUGGUUGAGCCCGAUGUGCCAGUACAGCGCGCACGAGGGCUUUCACACCCUUUGGCACACUACCCACUACGGCGGAAUCGUCCAGCGAGGCCCUGGAUUCAGCAUGAUUGAGGCUACUGCCGUCCAGGCAAAUGGCCGCAUCACCCCGGAGGACUCGGGCAUCUGGCUAGACGCUCACGUCGACAAGCUCAAGGAGCACGUUGACUUUGCCCACAGUCAGAACCAGCUUAUUUCGAUUCAGCUCGGGCACGCUGGCCGCAAAGCUUCGACCGUCGCCCCGUGGCUCCCGCAGGCCAUCGCGACCGAGGACGUCAAUGGCUGGCCCAACGACGUCGUCGGGCCGUCCGAUGUCCCCUUCGGCAAGGACUUCCCCACGCCGCGGGCGCUGACUCUCGACGAGAUCGCCGAGGUCAAGAGGGACUUUGCCGCCGCCGUCAAGCGGGCGCUGCACGCCGGUUUCGACAUAAUCGAGCUGCACUUUGCCCACGGCUACCUUGUCUCGAGCUUCCUGUCGCCGACGAGCAACAAGCGCACGGAUAAGUACGGCGGCAGCUUUGAGAACCGCACGCGCCUGGCGCUCGAGCUCGUCGAGGAGACGCGCGCCAUUCUGCCCGAGGGCACGCCGUUGGCUGUGCGCUUCAGCGCGACCGAGUGGCUGGACACGAACCCCGAGUUCGAGGGCGAGAGCUGGACGAUCAAGGAGAGCAUCGAGUUCGCCAAGCUGUUGGCUGAUCGGGGCGUCGACAUUCUCGACAUUUCUAGCGGUGGCAACAACGCGGCGCAGAAGGUCAAGGGCGGGCCGGGAUACCAGGCUGGCUUCGCCAAGGCGAUCAAGAAAGCGGUCGGCGACAAAGCAUUUGUGAGCACCGUCGGCAGCAUCAAGACGGGUACGCUCGCGGAGGAGCUCAUCUCGGGAGGCAAGGAUGAGGACGACACGCCGCUGGACCUCGUCGCCGUGGGCAGGAUGUUCCAGAAGAAUCCGGGCCUUGUCUGGGCAUGGGCCGACGAGCUUGAGACGUCGAUCCAGGUGGCGCACCAGAUCGGCUGGGGAUUUGGUGGAAGGGCAGCCGUCAAGAAGGAGUCGGCCAAGAUUAACAUCCCGUAA